Molecule: messenger RNA, 166 nt
Organism: Dentiscutata erythropus
Lineage: Eukaryota; Fungi; Glomeromycota; Glomeromycetes; Diversisporales; Gigasporaceae
Source: the annotation of a GenBank genome assembly
GAGAUUCAGAACUCUUUUGAAUGAAAUCAAUAGUUACCUUGAUAGACUUACCAAUUUGAAUAAUUUGAAUAAUGACAGAGCAAAAUUGCAAGUUUUGACCCAGAAUAUUCUCCGCAUCAUGGAUUCGAUGAACUUUACUGAUGGUGAAGACUCUACCAUUAUAUAA